This is a messenger RNA of Thermothelomyces thermophilus ATCC 42464, 3530 nucleotides long. RefSeq lists its product as uncharacterized. Gene Ontology annotation, biological process: vesicle-mediated transport; endosome organization; vacuole organization. NCBI's taxonomy places the organism in Eukaryota, Fungi, Ascomycota, Sordariomycetes, Sordariales, Chaetomiaceae. The transcript has 3 exons. Gene Ontology annotation, cellular component: HOPS complex; endosome. The record is from RefSeq and is a predicted model, not a curated record. Gene Ontology annotation, molecular function: protein-macromolecule adaptor activity. Bases 238 to 3207 code for a protein of 989 amino acids.
CGGCUGGGAAUGACGCACCAACAGGUUGCACGCCUAGCAACCUCCCAGUCCCGCCUGCCGUGCACAUCCAUUUGGGAUCACCACCUUCACUGAUUCGCUGCCCAGCGUGUUGGGAAACAGAUCACUUAGGCGGCCACCUAACUGGCUGGUUCCGGGUCGCAGCUCCAUACCUUAGGUAUCCAGCUGCCCAAACACGCACCACUAUGCGAAGCAACUGAAAGCACCAACCCACCCACGAUGGCGCUCGAUCCGUCCAACGGCUUCGCGGCAGCCGACGCCGUCGCGAAUCUCGACCACGCCGCGCUGCCAAUUUUCGACGUCCUGCCCGUGCAGCUUCGGUUCUCCAUCGCCGCCGACUUUGUCGCGGGCCAGGCCGCUAACAAUGUCCUCGUCAUCGCCCUCCUCAACGGCCGCAUCCUCCGCAUCGACCUCAACAGGCCCGAGGACAUCGAUGACAUCGACCUCCCCAAGAAGCCCUCGGAAACCGGCGUGAUCCGGCGCAUGUUCCUCGACCCGACCGCGUCGCACCUGCUUAUCUGCACAACCCUCGGCGAGAACUACUACCUGCACUCGCAGUCGCGCCAGCCGCGUCCGCUUGCCCGCCUGCGCGGCGUCACCAUCGAGUCGGUCGCCUGGAGCCCCGCCCUCCCGACCUCGUCGACGCGCGAGAUCCUGAUCGGCGCCGCCGACGGGAACAUUUACGAGGCCUUUAUCGAGACGUCAACCGAGUUCUACAGGAAGGAGGACAAGUAUGUCAAGCUAUUGCAAAAGCUGCCCGACGGGCCGAUCACGGGCCUGUGGGCGGACUCUCUGUCUGCCGGCCCGGGCGCUCUCGGCCCCGGCGGGACGGCACAGAAGCACCACAGUUACCAACAGCAGCAGCAGCAUGAUGUGCGGAGGGUGUUGGUUGCCACGCAAACCAGGCUGCUGCAUUUCACGGGCAAGGUCGGGAAGGGCCAUGACGGCAGUGCAUCCAUCUACUCGAGGCUAUUUGAAGGCGAGCAGCCAGUUAUCCACGAGCUGAACAGGGCGUCGGCCGCGGCCGCGUCCAUGCUGGUGGUUUCGCCGGACGCGGAGGAGGUGCCGCGCUUCAGGGCCGAUGUGGAGGUGACCGAGAGGGCGUUUGCCUGGCUGACAUCGCACGGCGUGUUUCACGGGAAGCUGCUGAUGGGUGGGAGCAGUGCGGAGCUGGGUAACAGGGUGUUUGCCGAGGCCAAGCUGAUUCCCAGGGCUCAGCUGGCGAGUCCCGAAACCGCGGCGAAGAAGCAGGUGUCGACCGAGUACAUCGACGCGAUUGCGCUGACCCAAUGGCACGUUGUCUGCCUAAUCGGGACGCGUGUCGUGGUGGCCAACCGGCUGACGGGGUCGAUCGUCUACGACCAGACUAUCUUGGAUCCCGGGGAGAAGGCCGUUGGGUUGUGCGUGGAUCUACAGAAGAACACGUUCUGGCUGUUCACGCCCAGGGAGAUCUUCGAGAUUGUCCCACACGACGAGGAUCGGGAUAUCUGGAAGAUCAUGUUGCAGAUGCAGCAGUUCGACGCUGCGCUGCAGUAUGCUCACACCCCUGCGCAGAAAGACGCCGUUGCCAUCGCCACGGGAGACUAUCUCGUCAGUAAGGGGCAGCACAGCGAGGCUGCCAGUGUGUACGGCAAGAGCAGCAAGCCCUUCGAGGAGGUGGCGCUCACGUUCAUCGACAACGACCAGCCAGACGCCCUUCGCAAGUAUCUCUUGACGAAGCUGAGUGCGUACAAGAAGACGGCCGUCAUGCAGCGGGCCAUGAUCGCGGUGUGGCUGGUGGAGGUGUUCAUGGCCAAGCUGAACUCCCUGGACGACACCAUCGUCACGGGGGCGGAACUGUCCGACACGCUGAAUCCGGCCCAGACGAGGGAGCAGCUUGACGCGGUCCGAGCCGAGUUCCAGGAUUUCGUCAACAAGCACAAGUCGGACCUAGACCAGAGGACGGUCUACGAUGUCAUCAGCAGCCACGGGCGCGAGGAGGAGCUUCUCUAUUAUGCCAGCGCCAUCAACGAUUACAACUAUGUCCUCUCCUACUGGGUCCAGAGAGAACGGUGGUCGGAGGCGCUCAGAGUGCUGAAGAAGCAGACGGACCCCGAGGUCUUCUACCGCUACAGCAGCGUGCUCAUGACGCACGCGGCGACGGAGAUGGUCGAUGUCCUGAUGCGGCAGAGCAACCUCAACCCCCGGAGCCUCAUUCCCGCGAUGCUCGAGUACGACCGGAACUACAAGGGGCCGCUGGCGCAGAACCAAGCCGUCCGGUACCUCCAGUACGUCGUCAACCAGCUCGGCUCGGCGGACUCGGCGGUGCACAACACGCUCGUCUCCAUCUACGCCUCCCACCCGUCCAAGGACGAAUCCGCCCUCCUCUCCUACCUCGAGUCGCAGGGCGACGAGCCCAAGUACGACCAGGACUUUGCCCUCCGCCUCUGCAUCCAACACCGCCGCGUGCUCUCGUGCGCGCGCAUCUACACCAGCAUGGGUCAGUACGUGCAGGCCGUCGACCUGGCCCUCUCCCACGACGAGAUCGAGCUCGCCUCCAUCAUCGCCGACCGGCCCAUGUCCAACCCGGCGCUGCGCAAGAAGCUCUGGCUGGCGGUCGCCAAGAAGGUCAUCUCGCAGCAGUCGGGCGGCAUCAAGACGGCCAUCGACUUCCUCAAGCGCUGCGACCUGCUCAAGAUCGAGGACCUGAUCCCCUUCUUCCCGGACUUUGUCGUCAUCGACGACUUCAAGGAGGAGAUCUGCGCGGCGCUCGAGGACUACAGCCGCAACAUCGACGCGCUGCGGCGCGAGAUGGACGAGUCGAGCCAGACGGCGGCCAACAUCAAGGUCGAUAUCGCCGCGCUCGACCGCCGCUACGCCAUCGUCGAGCCGGGCGAGAAGUGCUACGCCUGCGGCCUGCCGCUGCUCAGCAGGCAGUUCUUUGUGUUUCCGUGCCAGCACGCCUUCCACUCGGACUGCCUCGGCCGGCGCGUGCUGGAGCAGUGCGGCGCGGCCAAGGCCAGGAGGAUCAGGGACUGCCAGGUGCAGAUCAGCAAGGGGCUGGUCAGUGGGGAGAAGAGGGAGGCCAUGGUUGCCGAGCUGGACGCCUUGGUUGCUUCGGCCUGUAUUUUGUGCAGCGAUUACGCGAUACGGAGGAUCAACGAGCCGUUCAUCAAGGAAGGGGAGGAUAUGGAGGAGUGGGCCCUGUAGGAAAGUCUGAUUGCGAGUAAAGGGGUCAUCGGUUUUUGCAUAUUUCAGAAAACGAAGGGGGCGGCGGCAGGGUACGACAAGGAGACAAAAGGUGAUACUCAGCCAUACGACCAGUGCCGAUCUCGUUACGGGCCGCAGUACGACCCAAGUUCCAUCCAGCUCCCCCGAGGCACCCAACGCGCUACAUAUAUACGUAUGUGCAACUGCUUGUGCAUACAUAUAUAACCCUAAUAAGGGCACACGGUGACUCCCAGCGUCGACUUGGUCAGCAUCAGGAUGGACACGAUAACGCCGUACAGGCCCAAGACCUCGGCGAAUAUGAG